This is a messenger RNA of Lineus longissimus, 1044 nucleotides long. RefSeq lists its product as uncharacterized. Gene Ontology annotation, cellular component: mannan polymerase complex. The coding region runs from base 1 to 1044 and encodes 347 amino acids. The transcript has a single exon. NCBI's taxonomy places the organism in Eukaryota, Metazoa, Nemertea, Pilidiophora, Heteronemertea, Lineidae. Gene Ontology annotation, molecular function: alpha-1,6-mannosyltransferase activity. Gene Ontology annotation, biological process: protein N-linked glycosylation; cell wall mannoprotein biosynthetic process. The record is from RefSeq and is a predicted model, not a curated record.
AUGGUGACGCCAACCAGCCGGUCGACGUCGGUCGGUCUUAGUGUCGUCGUGAUGAUGCUCUUCAUACCAUUGUUCAUGUACUCGGUGGAGAGAUCUGCAGUGAUGCCUAAAAUGAUCAGACAGCUCAUCGGACCAAAGAUAUUAAUCCUAACACCCAUACGAAACGCAGAGACAGAAUUAGACUGGUAUGCAAGACUGAUUUGGAAUUUCAGUUACCCGCGCUCCCUGGUGUCUAUCGCGUUUGGAGAAGACAAUAGUAAUGAUGCGACAGUUUUAAAAGCGACAGAAUUAGUCACAUCGCUCAGACAAGAAUUUAGGCGGGCGGAAAUCUUCCAAUUGCACGAGCUGAAUGGUACAGCGAAGGCAUGGAAGAACAAACAUGCCAAAGCAAUUCAGUACGAACGACGAAGCCAUCUUUCGAUUGUGCGAAACAUGUUAGUGUCGUCUGCUUUAAAAGAUGAAGACUUCGUGCUUUGGAUUGAUAGUGAUAUUGAGGAGGCCCCGCGAGACAUGAUUGACCAGAUGCUACAAGUGCACAAGGAUAUCGUUGUACCCGUCUGCUUGAUCAGACAUGGAAAAAGGGAGACUGUUUACGACAGGAAUACAUGGAUCGAGACGAAAAAAUCGCUGAGGUUUCAGAAGAACGCCGACUCGAACUAUCUCCUCCUCGAAGGUUAUCGUCAAAGAAGACCAUUGAGGUCUUUUGCAUUGCUGAAAAAUGUGAAAUAUAAAGGCGAUGUUGUGAAAGUCGAUGGAGUUGGGGCAUCUGUCCUUCUUAUCAAAGCUGUCCAUAUUAGAAAAGGUCUUUGUUUUCCGCCCUUUGUAUUCAAAAGGCAUAUAGAGUCGGAGGGUUUAGCGCGGAUGGCGCACGAAAUGGGACUGACUAUGUGGCUUAUGCCCAAGUUAAAGGUAUAUCACGCUUGCAAUGAGGAAUCAUCGCAAGCGGCGUGUUUUAAAGAAAAGGACUCCGCUCCGAAAGUCAAACCAACAAAGGUGCCUAGAAGGAGAAAUAAAAAACGACGCAAAUCAUUGUCGACACUUUAG